Manis javanica (Malayan pangolin) is the source of this 1700-nucleotide messenger RNA. It is a transcript of the gene SMS, whose product is annotated as spermine synthase. The record is from RefSeq and is a predicted model, not a curated record. Gene Ontology annotation, molecular function: spermine synthase activity. Lineage: Eukaryota; Metazoa; Chordata; Mammalia; Pholidota; Manidae. Gene Ontology annotation, biological process: spermine biosynthetic process.
UCCCACCUCCUGCCCCCAGCCGCCCCGGCGCGGCGCAGUCCCCGCCGGCCGCAGCCCGACGCGCCGUGCGGCCCCCAGUCUCCCGCAGCCGCCUCCCCCAGGCAUGGCACAGGGCCUCGCCUCACUAUGGCAGCAGCACGGCACAGCACGCUCGACUUCAUGCUCGGCGCCAGAGUUGACGGUGAGAACAUUCUAAAAGGCCUCCAGUCCAUUUUCCAGGAGCAGGGGAUGAUGGAGUCGGUACAUACCUGGCAGGACCACGGCUAUUUAGCAACCUACAUAAAUAAAAAUGGCAGCUUUGUCAACUUGAGAAUUUACCCACAUGGAUUGGUGUUGCUGGACCUGCAGAGUUACGAUGGUGAUUCGCAAGGCAAAGAAGUUGAUAGUCUUUUGAACAAAGUAGAAGAAAGAAUGAAAGAAUUGAGUCAGGACAGUACUGGGCGGGUGAAGCGAUUACCACCCAUAGUUCGAGGAGGGGCCAUUGACAGAUACUGGCCCACUGCUGAUGGCCGCCUGGUUGAAUACGACAUAGAUGAAGUGGUGUAUGAUGAAGAUUCACCUUAUCAGAACAUUAAAAUUCUACACUCGAAGCAAUUUGGGAAUAUUCUCAUCCUUAGUGGGGAUGUUAAUCUGGCGGAGAGUGACGUGGCGUACACCCGGGCCAUCAUGGGCAGUGGCAGAGAAGAUUACACUGGCAAAGAUGUGCUGAUUCUGGGAGGUGGAGAUGGGGGCAUAUUAUGUGAAAUAGUCAAACUGAAACCAAAGAUGGUCACUAUGGUAGAGAUUGACCAAAUGGUGAUUGAUGGAUGUAAGAAAUACAUGCGAAAAACAUGUGGUGAUGUCUUAGACAAUCUUAAAGGAGACUGCUAUCAGGUUCUUGUAGAAGACUGUAUUCCAGUACUGAAGAGGUACGCCAACGAAGGGAGAGAGUUUGAUUACGUGAUUAAUGAUUUGACCGCCGUUCCAAUCUCCACAUCUCCUGAAGAAGAUUCCACAUGGGAGUUUCUCAGGCUCAUUCUUGACCUGUCAAUGAAAGUACUGAAACAGGAUGGGAAAUAUUUUACACAGGGGAACUGUGUCAAUUUGACGGAAGCCCUGUCGCUCUAUGAAGAACAGCUCGGGCGCCUGUAUUGUCCUGUGGAAUUCUCGAAGGAGAUCGUCUGUGUCCCUUCGUACUUGGAAUUGUGGGUAUUUUACACUGUCUGGAAGAAAGCUAAACCCUGAAAAUCAAUGGCCCCUAAUCACGUGUGCUGCAAAUAGCCUUCCUGACCUUCAUAUGCUGUACCUGACAUCACAACAAGCUGUGCCAUUAAUUAUGAAUGCCUUCAAGAUUUAUUUUUUAAUGGAUUAUUUUUAAUUUAAUGAAAUCAAGUGGAAAAUAUAUAUUUUGAUUAGCUAGGGUGUGAUUUUUUUGAAAGUCAGCUGAAGGAUGAUUAGACAGCACAGCGAAGGCUGCUAAACGCACUGAACCCCUAGAAUGUGAUUUUUGUUACCUUUUUUUUUCUGUGUGGGCUUUUUGUUUCAGUAGGCUUUGAAUUUGGUGGUGUGGAGGAACGAACAUCGUCGUCUUGUUCUGGAGGAACAUUCUUGAUGGUGUUUCUUUCCCCCCAAAAAUUGACUUAGAUAUUAAAAUUUGGUGCUUAUAAGAAAGUUUUAAAAAAAUGAAUAGCAAUGCUUCAAUUAAAAGUACAAAUAAGAAA